Molecule: messenger RNA, 3934 nt
Organism: Stylophora pistillata
Lineage: Eukaryota; Metazoa; Cnidaria; Anthozoa; Scleractinia; Pocilloporidae
Product: influenza virus NS1A-binding protein homolog
Molecular function (GO): protein binding
Source: RefSeq, a predicted model, not a curated record
CCACGUGAAAUGCAUCGACAAAUUUUACACUGUGUAGUACCUUCAGUCUGUGAAUGCUCUAGGACGGUAAGUGUGGGUGCUGAGCAUUUCUCACAUGAAGAGAUCUGCGUUUCUAAGAGGUUUUUGCAAUUGGAAAUCAUUUUUCGAACUGCAAGCUGUCUUGUUGAGGAGAAGUGCUUCGCGCAGAUAUCGACAUGAAAUUAGCCCAGACGACGAAGGACACAGAUGAAAAGGAGAAGAAUCGGAACAUGACGGUUGAUAGAAAGUUUUCGUUCGAAAACGAUAGCCAUCUUCGAACAGUCUUCGAUGCUCUCAACGAACAACGGAGCAGCACGCGCUUUUGUGAUGCAGUGUUGAAGGUUGGCGAACGAGAGAUUAGGGCCCAUCGAUCUAUUUUGGUUGCAGCAAUACCUAAAAUCUUCGAAGGACAAGUCAAGAAAGGUGAUCCCGAGUUUACAGUCGAUUUGGAAGGCUUAGAUCCAAAUGCUGUGGAAGUUUUGGUGGAAUUUGUCUACACAGGCAAGCUCCUUGUCGCUUCAGACGGCGUUCUGAACUUAUUCCAAGCCGCCAAAACUCUAGGCAUGAAACAAGUCCAGGACUCGUGCGAGAAGUUCAUUCUCGAGAAGAUUGUUCCACUGGAUUGGAUUUCUUUGAGAUCGUUCGCGGAGAGAAACGACUGCCCGAAUCUGAAGACAGCAAUCGACGAAUUUAUAGCGCAUAACGUUGAGGACAUCUUCCACAAGAAGGACUUUUUCCAGUUACCUCGGCUGCAGAUCGAACUUGCAACUACAAAUAACAGACAGGAAGAGAAUAUCGGUGCAGAAAAUCUUUGCCAAAUGGCCUUAACGUGGGCACAGAAGCAGCUAGAGCAAGGAAAUUUCAGCUUGAGAGAACUACUGGAGAAAACCCACAUAAUGUUCCUAACUGCUAAUGAUGAAUUGAAAGAGUGCACCAUGGAAGAUCUUGAUUCUGAAGAUGAAAAAUCCAAGCUCAUUAUCACAGAAGCUCAGCGUGAAUACAUCCGGUACACCUCAGUUGAACAGCUUGCUAAAGCUGAGGCAAGCACCAGUGAAGACGAAGAGGAAUUAACUGUUUUGAUAGAAAACAACAAGAGAAAAAGAAUUGCCCAUAUAAUUCAGGAUUUCAAGGUGAUUGGUGCUGUUCAAACCAGUGACAGUGGCUGUGUGGGUGUUGCUCGGGUGGGAGAGAUGCUGGUAGCCUUAUCCAUUCAUAGUCAAGCUCCAACAUGUGCCAACAUGUCAGACUCUGGUGACUCCUCUUCCUCCGGAGAAGAAUGGGUGCUCAUAGCCCCAAUGAGUAGAGGUCGCUGUAGUGUGGGUGCAGUGGAACUUAAUGGAAAGCUGUAUGCCAUUGGUGGUUAUGAUAGGGGCGACUGUCUAAACACUGUGGAACAGUAUGAUUGUGAGACAAAUGAGUGGAUGCCUGUCACCAGCAUGAACUUACAUAGGGGACGGCUGGAGUCAGCAGUGGUGAACGGAAAGAUAUUUGCUAUUGGAGGCUCUAAUGGACACACUGAACUCAACACCAUGGAAACUUAUGAUGAAACCUCCAACAUUUGGAGCUUUGGACCACCCAUGAUACAAAGCCGAUGUAGUUUUGGAACAGGAGUCAUUGAUGGACGCAUUUAUGCAGCUGGGGGCUACCAGGGUCCCAGAAACCUGAAAAGUGUUGAAGUUUAUUGUCCAGAGAAAGGAGAGUGGACAAGAGUGGCCCCAAUGAACACGGAGAGAAACAACCUCUGUGUGGAAGCCUUGAAUGGGAAGCUGUAUGCAAUUGGGGGGUAUAAUGGAUGGAGUUGUUUCAAUUCUGUGGAGUGCUAUGACCCUGAAGAGGAUCGUUGGUAUUUGGUUCCACCCAUGAAGACUGCCCGUCGAGGGGCUGGUGCAGCAGCACUUCAUGGUAAAUUGUAUGUGAUUGGUGGGUCUGAUGGCACCAAUUUCCUCAACAGUGUCGAGUGCUAUGACGCCUCCACAAAUGAGUGGAAAACAGUGGCUAGUUUGAACAUUCCCCGCCAUAAUGUUGGAACUGUGGUCAUUAAAGACCACAUCUACACAGUUGGUGGUUUUGGUGGCACUUCAUUCCUGAAGAGCAUUGAAUGCUAUGAUGUGAAAAAUGACAAAUGGAACUGUUUUAUUAAUUCUGAUUGAGAGACCACUUCACUCAGAAACUGUGGCAACUAUGUUAAUUUGGUUACAUUUACAUUACAAGGCUAAAGAAUUGAACUUCAAUUUUACCUCUGAAAGGAUAUUGAUUUAGUUUGUCACAGUAUUUGUAUUUGAGCUUCUUGGAUAUAUUUUGGAUAGAUAUUAGUUUGAUAUUACUUCAUUGAUUUAUUAGAAGUGGAUUUUAUAAGAUUUUGUAGUUUAGAGAUGAUCAACCGAGUUAGGUAGAUGACUUCCACAAAAGUACAAACCAUGAGCGAUGCACAUAUGUACUCUCCAAUUAACAGCGCUACUUUUUUAGACCUUUUUUAUCAUCAUGCCUCUAGUACACCCUCAUAGGCAAUUUGGUGAAUGCUCCUGACAAUAAUUUUUGUUUGAUGUGGGUGAAGUGACUUGUUUUCAGACACUUUAGAAUUGGCUCAGUAACUGAACUUAACAGAGAUUUUACAUUUAGCCCAGAAAAUAUUGUAGAAAUGUGAAAACUGGGCUGACUUGUUCAAACCUGUGUUAAGAUAAGUCAGGGAUGCUUUUAAGAGAACAGAGGAAGUUAUCAGAAAGAGGCUAAGGAAUAAAGAAACCCAGAUUUGAACUUAACCCUGGGUUAGCACUAAUUAGCUUUUGAACAAUGGGCCUGGGACUUUAUAUUCAAAUGUGAAUUGAAGACAAACAAGCUCAGCAUAACUUUAAAUGUGAGCUUUAGUUCUUGAUUUGUACCUUUUGUGGUAAGAUCCUUGGAGCGGUGUAGAAUGUCACAGGAGAUUCCCAUUAUUAAACCUCGGCGAUUUCCGGUUACCAAAAUGGAGGUUUUGUUCAAAAACAGCCUCUAGAGUUUAGUAAUUAAUAAAGGAAUAUAAUUAUAAUUUAUUUGUCAGGGAACCUUCCAACAGAAAUUCGUGAUUUCAUUGUUAGUUACAUUUAAGGUUUUUAGUUAUUUGACGGUAGUUUUCCAUUAGUUGCCCUCUUAAAAUUUUCUCACCAAUCAAAGAUAAUUUAUUGCAGUAUGAGUGCUUCUGAUUUUUCAAGUUGUGAGUCUUUCUGAUUUUUCAAGUUGUGUGUUUUAAAAUGAGAGAUAAUAAGAGUUAUUUAGAAUUAUGAACAUGGCUUUUAGUUGACAAAUUUUGAAAUGCACAUUUUAAAUUUAAUUUUCAUGUGCAAUGUCUUGUUUAUUUCUGUGCUUAACUCUUAAAUCGCAUGAAUGAUCAAGACAGAAGUUCUCCAAAGUAACAUCAUAAAAAUUGUAUGGCAGAAAGUAAGGAGAAUUACUGAUAAAAUCUUGUGAGUGAAAGGGUUAUAAAAAAAAUAAGCUUUUAAGGGAGCAGUUGAAUUUUGCAAGUUUCAAGAAGCAAUUAGUUGUGUGGUUUGUUUAGCUUGCUUUAGCUCAAUCAUGCUAUCUUGAAGGUGGAUGGAGAAAUAAGCCCCCUAGUUUACUACAUUUAAUAUUUAUUGACUCAUUGCCCUAGAGGCUGUGAGUCUUGAGGACAAAGUGUUGAAGAGCUGGAGUGAUUGCUGAAAAAAUUUUAUUUGAAGACUUGUUAAGGAAAUGUGAGACUAUUUAAAUAAGAGUGGAAAAAAACCCUUGCACAGUUGCCAGAACGUUUUUUAACGUAUUAACAUGUAAGGACUUGUUUAAGAUACUAGUCUGUUUUAGGCGAGUGUGAAUAAAUCUUUUUUUUAUUUACUUGUUUAUGUCCAAUAGUGAAAUCACUACUGACUAAAUGUGAGUAUAAUACAAAGAGUGAAAUGCAUCAUAA